AUGAAAAACAAAAACAGUGCAUCUUAUUGUGAAAAGGUCCGACUUCCGGUGGUUGCCAGGGACACUGAGGAAGAGACAGUCCGGAGACCGUGGACCGUGCGCCAGAGACACACCCACAGGACCAGAACUCUCACACCCGAGCUCCGGGACCGACUCCGACUCUCCGCCGUGUCCUCCCCCCCUCCGGUGCGGUGCUCUUGGGCCUCCGGUGUCCUCGGGAUGAGCGGGUACGAGGAGUUCCGCUCGCAGCUGGCCUCCAUCAUGGCGGCGGUGGCGGAGAUGUGCGAGCUGCUGGACGAGAAGUACGGCGCCCUGCAGCUGGAGCUCAGCCGCAGCCACCGGGAGAACGAGGCGCUCCGGAACAAACUGCAGCUGAUCGAGAGCAUCGUGGCCCGCGGGGGACACCGGGGACACGUGCUGGUGUACGGCGGGGAAGAGGAGCGCGACGGCGGGGACCCGAGGCUGGACCCGAGCACCGAGGCCCUCACCGCUCCAGAACAAGGGGCCAAAGGGAAGAGGAGCGGCUCCGCUGUGUCCCCUCCAGACACCACCACCCACGGGUGCAGCCCCAGAGCAGCAGAGGGGACCCUGCACUUCAGCGUGAGGCUGACGGCUACAGAGAGGACAGAGUGGAAGGAGGAGACGCAGGGGACGCAGGGGACAGAGUGGAAGGAGGAGACGGAGGACACGCAGGAGGCAGACAGCGCAGACGUGGUGCUGAUCAAAGAGGAGGACACGGAGGAGGAGGGGGACAGUCCUGCAGCUCCAGACCAGCCGCUCUCGAGCCACACAGAGUCAGAGGAGAGCGCUGCUGGUCCCUCCGGUCUACACUGUGAAUCUGUGGAGUCUUCUCCUCCAGGGGGCGCCGUGCACACAGUCAUAGACCUGACCCCAGAGGGCGCCCACAAACCCUUCACCCUAAACCCCGCUCCUGACCUCCCCGCAGCCACCGACACGGCCCCGCGCGACACAUGGACCAACCGGAGCGUGCGCUGCGUCCCCGCCGUGCAGAGGCUGGAGCGGGACUUGAACGCGUUUCCGUUCAUCGGCCUGAGCGCGUCACAGUUGGACGUGGUGCGGCUGAGCGGAGAGCGGCGCUUUGUGUGUACGUACUGCGGUAAAGGCUUCUCGUCGGCGCGGGGGCUGGAGACUCACAUCAGGGUGCACACGGGGGAGAGGCCCUUCGGAUGCGCUCAGUGCGGGAAACGCUUCACCCAGUCCGGACACCUCAAGACCCACCAGAGCGUGCACACCGGACACCGGCCCUUCGCCUGCCUGCUCUGCGGAAAGAGGUUCGCCGGGAAACAGAACCUGAGGAUACACCAGCAGAAGCAUCACCCCAAUGAACCACAGGCGCCGUGACCUGGAGCUAAAGACCAGGACAGACACUGGACACUGGACACAGGAGCUGAAGACCAGGACUAAGCAGGUUUUACGUUCACUCAGAUGGAGGCAGGUAACUUUUGAUCCUGGCAAAAGACAUUGAACAGUUGAUGUUUCAUGUGGAUAAGUCCAAUAAUUACAGAAAUAUGAACCAUGAACCAGGUCACACAUCUGCAUCUGGAUCUUUAACAGUACCACAGAUGUCCUUUUAAAAUUCCUACUCAACUUAAACUGCAGGUUUUUUAGAAUAUCGUGACCAUUUUCCUUUAACCGUGUGACUGAGCAGUGGCUCCAGCUGUAGCAACUACAUUACCGACCAAACAUCCUUCUCCUACCUGAGAAGCUUGUGUCUUAAGAGGAAAAUAUUAUUUUCUGGUUAAAAAAACAUGUUAUAGAAUGUGAAUGAUUGUGUAAAACUUUAUGAAAGUGUGGAACCUUUCCAUAAAAAACCUCUUGGGAUUUUCGGUGUUGACAGAAUUUCUCUUCUGCCUUAGUUUGAAUGUAAUUUGAAGGUUUGUGUCUAAAACAUAAACAGCUGUUCUCUGGCCACAGUCGAUCCUGAAUGUUUGGGUUGAAGAGUUGAUGCUGUGUAGUUUAUUUUCCAUUCUCUGGAGAAUAUAAAGCCUCAGUGAAGCCCGUCUGAAUGUCUCUGCGUAUGAUCUGAAACAAUUUUUUUUUUUUUUUUUUUUUUAUCACAAUCUACCCAUCAGUGGACAGUAACUAGUUACAAAGUACCAUAUUUUCCGGGCUAUUAGGCGCUCUGGAUUAUAAGGCGCACUGUCAUUAAAUGGUCAAUUUCAAACUUUUUUCACAAAUAAACCGCACUGGACUUUAAACGAAACAAGGAUGGGAUGGGUCAGUUGGACUUUGUUUGUUCACGGUGACUCUGGGCUUUGUUCAGUUGUGGCGUGUAGGGAGGGUGCUGUCUGGGACCAACGGAUUGUCGGCGUGUUCGCAGUGACUCAGUUGUUCAGUCGUGUCUAGAAGUGGCACAUUGCACUCGCUUUUUCGGUUCGUUCCUCCGUUCCGUUCCUCCGUUCCGUUCCUCGUCGGCGUGGAGCGAUGAGUGUGUCUGUGGGUGUUUUUCGCUGUGCGGUCGCUGUCUGCUCCGUGUGUGUUUGCGGCUUUGUAGUUUACUGAAGUUGUGCUGUGACACCCGAGUGGAUUCGUGCAUGGGGCGCUCUGGAUUGCGGGGCACGCGGUCGUUUUUUGGUGCGGUUAGAGGCUUAAGAUCCCUAAUGACCCGGAAAAUACGGUAGUCACAAUAUAAAACUGAAUAACUAGACUACAGUUACUAAUCCCAGUAACUUUUAGCUACUUUUUCCCUGCCAAACUUUUGUAUAAUCGUAGAACUGUGUCAUGAAACAGUAAAAAAUAUAAACGGGUAAUAACAGCGACAGAUUCAGAUCAGAUUUGAAACAGAACUCUGUUUUAUGCAGGAUUGUGGCCACUGCUGCUCCGGAUUUCACACCAGAUUAAAAAACAGGAAGUGUAACUAGUGUCAUACUUCCUGUUACAUUUCAUGCUUUUUAUAAAUUUGUUCCUGAGUUGUAUGUUUCUUUAUUAGUUUAGUUACUUUGAAAAAAAAAUUAAAAAAACACCAAUUACUUUUGAAAUAAAGUAAUCAGAGUAGUAGAUGGAUUAGGAGGAAUACUAUGAAAGUAAUCUGGUAAACGUACACCACAGUCCUCUCACUCUCUCACAGACUCUUCAGGUUUGCCUUUCUGGAUGGUGCUGUAUUUAAAUGUAAAUAAAGAGGCAGAGAUUUUAACCCUUUUUUUUUGUCUAAAUAGAUUUGUUUUUCAUGCACGUCUUCCAUUCUGCUACACACUGCGUUAGUGUUUCCUCACCAGAAGCAGAGUUUAAACAUUCACGCGCUCCAGAGCUCAAAACACUGAAUAUAAAUGUGGAAAUAUGUCACAUUUUAGACGAUGUACUGAGGACAGGCUGGCAGCGCUUGUCCACCUCAUUAAAUUUCAACAGAGAAAAUACUGAAAACUUGAAAAUUGCCUCUGUUAAAGUUAAAUUUUCUACUAUUGUUAUUGAGCAGGAAUUUUACUUGCAAAAAUUGAAGUGUCUGCCUUAUUUAACAUAUAAUAUUUUGAGCUUUUAUGUUUAUAGCACAUUUUUCAAGCUCUA
Boleophthalmus pectinirostris (great blue-spotted mudskipper) is the source of this 3522-nucleotide messenger RNA. RefSeq names its product zinc finger protein 467. The coding region runs from base 1 to 1362 and encodes 453 amino acids. The transcript is spliced from 4 exons. NCBI's taxonomy places the organism in Eukaryota, Metazoa, Chordata, Actinopteri, Gobiiformes, Gobiidae. Gene Ontology annotation, cellular component: nucleus. The record is from RefSeq and is a predicted model, not a curated record.